AUGGGUCACCGCUGCAGGUAUUCCUCCCUGGGAAGCGAGGUCUUCUUUGCAGAGUAUGGCUCUGAUUGGACGUCUUACAGGUCCGCCCGCAAUCGACGGCGGAUUGACUUCAGCGGGCCCAAGUGGAGCCUGGAAACUCUGGUUGGGCCCGAGAGUGGUUUGAUGCACAAGCAGUUCAUCCGCGAGCAUAUUGAGACCCUCAAUUUGGCAAAGAACAAGUUGACGGACAUCAGUUGUCUCAAUGCCAUGAAGGACACAAGAACCUUCGAGUUUCGCAAACUGCAGAUCCUGAACGCAUCCAGGAAUAUGUUGACCCACGUCAAGCUGGUCAAUGCGAGUCUGACGGAGAUCAACCUGAGUCACAAUGAAUUAACGAAACUGCCGGACUUCUCGAGUUUGUCCCAGCUCAGUAAGCUGUUGCUGUCGCACAACAACAUCGACGACAAGUUGGAACAGUUCGGAGACCUUCAGAAACUGCGUGUCUUGGACCUCUCCAGCAACAAGUUCAGUUGGCGCCCGACCUUCUUUCGGAAGCAGAUGAGUCAUUUGGAACGAAUACACCUGGAAGAGUUCAAGCUUUGGCCGAACCCCUUUGCGGAAGGAUUCAAGGAGUAUCAGUUCAUCACUGCUGUGACCUUGAGCUCUUUGACCUCCCUGGAUGGCUUUGGCAUUGACUCGGACCUCAGGUUCCAACUUCGUGUGCAAGCAGAUCAGCUGCACAUGAACACUGCAGACUUCUCCGUCUUCGAUGUCAGGGUGGAGGUGCCAUGCUGGUGUCAUGGGUGGCAGCGUGCGCAACGAGGAAAAAAAAUGGGAGUACCGAAAAAAAACACUAUCUCUAUGAUGAUUUACUUACUUUUCUAUCUUUAUGAUGAUUUACUUACUGUUCUAUCUUUAAUAGUACUUGCUAUACUAUCAAAAAAACUCUUUAGUGAUAGUACUAUAAGGUGCAGCGCAUAUAGAUUUCAUGGCCCGUCAGCUUACAGUAGAAACGGUCUUUAUUCUGAAUGA
Messenger RNA from Cladocopium goreaui, 1011 nucleotides. NCBI's taxonomy places the organism in Eukaryota, Dinophyceae, Suessiales, Symbiodiniaceae. The record is from the annotation of a GenBank genome assembly.